AUGCGGAGGCUUUUCCUGCUGCUGUGCAGCGCCGUGUCCUGCUGCGUCGCGGCGCGGGGCGCGGAGGCUGCGCUGCCCGCGGCUGGAGAUGGCAACGCGGAGCGUGUGCCGGCGCAGAAGGCGCGGGUGAAGUUCGGUCUCCGCUCCUCGCCGGACGCCGGGGAGGAUGGGUGCGCGCUCGCCAUCGGCCAGCAGAAGUGCCUGGAGGACUGCAAGUUCAACGUGACAGCUAAAACCUUCUUCAUCAUUCACGGCUGGACGAUGAGUGGCAUGUUCGAAACCUGGCUUGACAGCUUGGUGUCCGCUCUGCAGAAGAGGGAGAAGGAUGCCAACGUGGUCGUGGUGGACUGGCUCUCUCUUGCCCACCAGCUCUACACCGAUGCCGUGAACAACACGCAGAUUGUUGGAAAAACCAUAGCGAGGUUGCUUGACUGGUUACAGGAAGACCCCCUCUUCAAGCUUGAGAAUGUCCAUCUGAUUGGGUACAGCCUGGGUGCCCAUGUGGCUGGCUUUGCUGGUAACCAUGUCCAUGGCACUAUAGGCAGAAUUACAGGCUUGGAUCCUGCUGGCCCCAUGUUUGAAGGAGUGGACCCCAGCAGGCGCCUCUCCCCCGAUGAUGCCAACUUUGUGGAUGUCCUUCACACCUACACCAGGGAAACACUGGGUGUUAGCAUUGGGAUCCAGAUGCCUGUGGGCCACCUUGACAUCUACCCCAAUGGGGGAGACUUCCAGCCUGGCUGUGGUCUAAGUGAUGUCUUGGGAGCCAUUGCCUAUGGGACAAUUGGUGAAGUUGUUAAAUGUGAGCACGAGCGGUCUGUGCACCUCUUCGUGGACUCCCUGGUGAACCAGGACAAGCAGAGCUUCGCGUUCCAGUGCACCGAUUCCAGUCGCUUCAAGAAGGGCAUCUGCCUGAGCUGCCGCAAGAACCGCUGCAACGGCAUCGGCUACAACGCCCGCAGGAUCCGCCACAAGAGGAACAGCAAGAUGUACCUGAAAACCAGGGCUGACAUGCCCUUCAAAGUCUACCACUACCAGAUGAAAAUGCACGUCUUCAGCUAUAAGGGCUUGGGAGAGGUUGAUCCCACCUUCUCUGUCACCCUCCAUGGCACCAAUGGAGACUCUGAGCCCCUCUCUUUGGAAAUGCUUGAUCUAAUUGGCCUAAACGCCACGAACACCUUCCUGGUCUAUACUGAGGAGGACAUGGGUGAACUUCUGAAAAUAAAGCUCACCUGGGAGGGGACAUCUCAGUCAUGGUAUGACCUGUGGAAAGAGCUGAAGAACUACUGGUACAGGCCCGUGAACGCCACCCAGGAACUGCACAUCAGACGAAUACGUGUGAAAUCUGGGGAAACACAACAGAGGUUUGCCUUCUGUGUGGAGGACUCCCAGCUAACCAGUAUAUCUCCUGGUAAAGAGCUCUGGUUUGGGAAGUGCUCAGAGGAAUGGCAGAAAAGAUCUGUUUCAAAUCGCCUCUGAAGGCUCCCCUAAAGACUCACAACCAAGCAACCUAGAUGCAUGAAGACCAUGCAGGUGGCAAGAUGCUCUGGGAGAA
Cinclus cinclus is the source of this 1552-nucleotide messenger RNA. It is a transcript of the gene LIPG, whose product is annotated as lipase G, endothelial type. NCBI's taxonomy places the organism in Eukaryota, Metazoa, Chordata, Aves, Passeriformes, Cinclidae. The transcript is spliced from 10 exons. Gene Ontology annotation, biological process: lipid metabolic process. The record is from RefSeq and is a predicted model, not a curated record. The coding region runs from base 1 to 1476 and encodes 491 amino acids. Gene Ontology annotation, molecular function: lipoprotein lipase activity; protein binding.